Molecule: messenger RNA, 960 nt
Organism: Hyphopichia burtonii NRRL Y-1933
Lineage: Eukaryota; Fungi; Ascomycota; Pichiomycetes; Serinales; Debaryomycetaceae
Gene: SOD6
Product: Sod6p
Exons: 1
Coding region: 1-960 (319 amino acids)
Biological process (GO): superoxide metabolic process
Molecular function (GO): metal ion binding
Source: RefSeq, a predicted model, not a curated record
AUGAAUUCCUUUUUAAUCAAGUCAUUAACCAUUAUUGGUUUCUUAAAUGCGUUAGUAAAUGCCGAUCAAGCACCCAAAAUUAAACUGAAUCCGAAAAAUGUUUUUGCAAUUGCAGAAUUUCCUGCUGGUUUUGAUGAUAAAGUAAUGGGUAAUAUUAUAUUUUCCGCUAAAAAUGGUAAGAUGGUUCAAGUUCAUGUUGAUAUGACUGGGCUACCAUCUUCGGGAGGUCCAUUUCAAUAUCAUAUUCAUGAUAAUCCAGUUCCAGAAAAUGGCGAUUGUAAUAAAGUUGGUCUUCAUUUUAAUCCUUAUAAUGCCCCAUCUGAUUGUAAUGAACAAAAAGAUGAUUCUUAUUGUCAAGUUGGUGAUUUAUCUGGUAAACAUGGAUGGAUUGAUACAACAUGUUUUGAAACCAAAUAUGAUGAUCCAUUUCUCUCAUUAAAUAAAAAAUCAAAAUCAUAUAUUGUUGGCAAAUCAAUUACUUUCCAUUAUGCAAAUUUAACAAAAUUUGCUUGUGCAAAUAUUGAAUUAGUUUCAAAGGAAAGAUUAAAACAAUUAAAAUUGGAAUUUGAAAAUCAAGAUUUAACCACCACUAAAGUUGGUAAUAAUUUAGAAGAUUAUUCAAAUUAUUUUAAUGAAAAUCUGUUUAUCAAUUAUAAUUUUAAUGAAGAUGAAUCAAUUAAUGAAGAAAUUUUUGAAUUGGCUCAAGAAAAUAAUGAAGAAGGUUAUGAUUAUAAUGAAAAAACCAAUUCUCCAAGACAACUUAUUAAUAUUGAAUUUAAUAAUAAAAAUAAAUCUAUUAAUUCAACUCAACUUAAUAAACCUAAGAAUUGGACUAAUUCUUCAAACGGUCAAUUACAAAACUAUGAUUCUUCCAGUUGUGAGAAUAACGCCGGAAUUUUAAAUUCUCAAAAUGAUUGGUUAACUGCUGGGUUAGGGGUUAUCAUUGGUUUAUUAAUUUAA